Molecule: messenger RNA, 6968 nt
Organism: Aethalodelphis obliquidens (Pacific white-sided dolphin)
Lineage: Eukaryota; Metazoa; Chordata; Mammalia; Artiodactyla; Delphinidae
Gene: SALL4
Product: spalt like transcription factor 4
Exons: 4
Coding region: 3488-6655 (1055 amino acids)
Biological process (GO): regulation of transcription by RNA polymerase II
Cellular component (GO): nucleus
Molecular function (GO): DNA-binding transcription factor activity, RNA polymerase II-specific; RNA polymerase II cis-regulatory region sequence-specific DNA binding
Source: RefSeq, a predicted model, not a curated record
ACCAGGGAUCGAACCCAGGCCCCCUGUAUCGGGAGUGUGGAGUCUUAUCCACUGAGCCACCAGGGAAGUCCCUUAAUACUCUAGUUUAUAUUCAGGUCUCCAAAAUCAUUCUCCAAAUUCAUUUAUUGUGACUUCUGUGUUCUGUUACCGUGGCUAAGUGCUAAGGACAUAAUGGUGAAGGUGUCUGCCCUUGUGGAACCUGCAGUGUGAAAAGGGAUAAAUACAUAGACAAUUCAAUCUAUAAUUAUAAACUUUGAACUAUGCUAUAAAAGGAAAGAACCAGCUUCUAGAAAUCGACACUAAUAGGUGAGACCGUUCUAAUUUGGAUGAGAAAACGCCGGUUUUAGGAAGAAAAAUUUGAACUGAGACUGGAGGCUUAGUGGAAGUGGGCAGGUGAAGAGGCGUAAAGAGUAGAAGGGAAGAAAGUUCCUUGCAGAACAGAGCAGAGGUGGGAUUUUGUGGACAGAGUUGGAAGGUCUGAGUUCCACAGAGACUUAUACCCUUAACUGGAAAGUUCCUGAAUUCAUACAUUCAGCCUACGACUGUUAGUACCCACGAGGCGCUGAUGGGAGCUUUGAGUUUGUUUUGCCAUGGAUGAAAUGGGAAUAAGAAAGGAUUUUAAUGAAGCUGAAAUGGGAUUAUGUAUCCCAGAUACCCUUAGACACAGUAAAGCCUCAAUGUUCAUAGACUGCUUGAGGAAAGAUAUAACAGGAAGUCGAUUUCCCGACAAUUUCUGCCCCGGGCAAACAGUGAGAAGGACUGGAUUAUACAUAAACCCAGUCACCUAACCAAAGGCAUUACAAAGUUUAAUACCAUCCUUUACAAUGAUCUUUUUUUUUCUCCCUGACUCUGAUCACACCCAGGUCUUUUGGUUUUAGGGAAUAUUAAAUCAUCCAAAAAAUUACCGUGGAUUAGGGACUGGCCUUCUGCCCUGCCGUGCGCCAUUUACUCCCCCCCACCCGCUUUGUUCUAGGGUCUUACUUCACCUCCAGCUUACUAGCUCCUGGCUCAUCAGUUGGAAGUAGAUUCAAAAAGUGUACUGUGCCUUUCUUUUCUUAAUAUAAUAUUCAUGGGAGGUUUUUCCUUUGGGGAAAACUUCUCUUUGACUUUCUCCGUACAAGUUAUUUCCACAGACUGUGGAUUUUUCAGGACAGGCUUAAUUUAACAUGUUUUCUUUUACUACAAUUUUUACUUGUUUAGCUAUCUUGUCCAUAUUCAGCUACCACUGAACGACAAUCAUUGGGAUGUGAUGAAAGAAUUUUGAAAUCGGGCUUAGGGAUUGAGCGCAUCCACUUCCUAAUUAAGUUAUUUCAUGUCCUUAAACCUCAGUUUCCUCAUUUUCAAAAUGGAUAAAACAAUGCCAACCUCUCUUGGAAGAUAAAAGGAGAAAGUGUGCAUUUAGUGCAGCCUGUGGUACAUACCAGGAGCUCAAUUAAUUAUUAUUAUUAUCACUUGGAGACUCAAGUGGCAUAAUUUUAAUACCUUGUUCUAAGCAGAAACGGCAUCGUGUUUUCACUAUCACCAACUAAAAUAAGUAUAAACAACUAUAUCUUCAAUUAAGUUUUCCUUAAACCACUAACAUUUCUUGAGCUGUAAACCUAGUGCACAUGCAUUUAGAUUGGUAAAUUACAUCUACCACACUACCUUACACAGAAAAGGUGUUGGGAAUAUAAGCAGAUUAGUCAGUGAGGCAGGUGUUAAUUGGCUUUUUUACUCAGUAUGAGAAUUCUAAACAGCUUCCAUGUAUUAUUAAACCAAAUUCUUACUUUUCCAACUUGGGCUGUUGACUGUAAUUCUCUCUUUUUUGGUUUAGGGGACUUAAAACAAUGCCAAGCAUUUUCAAACAAUGACUCAAAAAUUGGAGGUUAACCUUCUUUCCUUCAGUAAGUUUUAUUGAUGGCUAUGAAUAUCAAAAAGAUGAUGAAGCUGAUUUAUUUUCUGCCUUGGGUUGUCCAAACACCCAGGUGAACAUCUUUAUCAGUUUAGCAUUCUAUUUUGCUUGCAUUCCCGAUGAGCUUACCAGAAACUCUAACAAGCUGGGAAGGUGAUGAAUAACUAAUUAAGAAAAUGCAAUGCACAAAUGUGGAGGAACGGUCUAUAAUUGCACAGUUCCUUACAAUGAAGUAAAUGCUAAAUACACACGCAUGCCCAGAGGCACCAGGGAAACACCAAUCAAAGACUUAGAAGGCUGAAGAUUUCAUCAUUUAUUCAACAUUUAUUGAGCAUUUACACCAUGCAAGGCAGUUAAUGGAAUAAAAUACAUAGAGAUUUACUGUAGAGGUGUGUAUACAUAUAAUAUUAUACACACAUACACACUUUUAGAAAAUUCCAGGCAUCUCCAUGUCAGGAUGAUGCAAUCACUUUGAACUACACAUCUUUUCCACAGUAAAGUCCAUAUUGCAAAAAAUUUCGAUAAUGAUUAGUUUGGCAACACCCAGUUACUAUGACAACGCCCAUUGCUGAUCCAUGGGAGAUGUAAGAGGAUUGUCUCAGUAAUAAAAUGAUGUUAUCAGACAUUUAUGGCUUGUGGGGAAAAAGUGCAGUCGCUCCUUGUUUUGAUAUUAUCUCUGACUAUACUUGCUUUUAAUCUACCUUUUCUAUAUUUAGUAUCCAGUCAUUUUAAAUUAAAAAAAAAAAACAAAACCCAAACCAAAAAUCAAGGUCUGCACUGUGACAGUAAACCAAACCUUUUGAGUAUGAAUCCUGGAGGUUACUAUUUAGCAUUUAAAGGAAAUAAAUCAUGGUGAGGGGGUAAUCUGAAAUUUGAAGGCCACCUUAAGAGUUGAAAUGGGGUGGGAAGGUUGAAUAUACCACCAUUUACCAUUCUUCAGAUACCUCCAGACUCAAUUUAAACAUUUCAGUGAAAAAGGAGAUGGGAGGGGACACGGGUCAAAUCUCAGUUUUUUGUUUUGUUUUGUUUUUGUUUUUUUGUUUUUUGGUAGAUGUAAACACUGAGCCAAAAUACUUCACUGAAAAGACCUUCCUCCCCGGCUUGCGAGGAUAUCAACCUUACAAAAGUAAUUUUUGGAGCACACUACCAAAUACGCUCGUUCCAAAACUGUUACGGAAGCUCCAAGUUUUUAGUAAAUACACAAUCAUUUUUCUUUUUCUCUCCGAGGAUUCAGAUAGCUGAAGCGAGGAUGGGUCCCCCUCGGAUUUCGUCCACGAUCCAGCCAAUCUGAGCCCGGAUGCUAAUUAGUUGCUCUCCCCCGAUGAACACGCCUUUGUCGCUUGUAGGGCCGGACUACAAAGCCCAGAAUGCCUCGCCCCUCCCUGAUCAAUGAGGUCUUAUUUAAAUGAUCUCUGAGGUCUUGGACCCAGGCCAAUCAGCUGUCAGGGCUCAUGAUAAAUCGCAAUGCAUUAUUGAUAAUAAUAAUUACUGGGACAUGCGCGUUCCGGCCGAAGGGGGGUAAAUUUCCCAACUCCAGGAAUUUGUGGCGGAGUGGGCAAAUAACCGCGGCUCUCCAGGCGCCCCGAUGCUCGCACCAUGUCGAGGCGCAAGCAGGCGAAACCCCAACACAUCAACUCGGAGGAGGACCAGGGCGAGCAGCAGCCGCAGCAGCCGGCCCCGGAGUUUGCAGAUGCGGCCGCAGCGGCGCCGGCGGCGGGGGAGCCGGGUACUCCAAUGAACCCCCCAGGGAGUGGCGAUGACGUGAACGUGGACGGAGCAGGGAUAAAGAGGCCUCGGCGGGAGGAGACUCACAUCUGUGAGAAAUGCUGUGCCGAGUUCUUCAGUUUCUCGGAGUUCUUAGACCAUAAGAAGAAUUGCACUAAAAAUCCACCUGUCCUCAUCAUGAACGACAGCGAGGGGCCGGUGCCUUCAGAAGACUUCUCCGGGGCUGUGCUGAGCCACCAGCCACGCAGCCCAAGCAGGAAGGACGGUCACAGAGAGGACGGUGGCAGCUCAGGGGACACGAGGGAGAAGCCGGGGGCAGAGUCCAUCGUGUACUUAAAGACGGAGGCCGCCCUGCCACCCACACCCCAGGACAUAAGCUAUUUACCCAAAGGCAAAGUGGCCAACACCAACGUCACGCUUCAAGCGCUACGGGGCACCAAGGUGGCCGUGAACCAGCGGGGCGCAGACGCGCCCCCAGCCCCGCUGCCCGGCGCCAGCAGCAUCCCCUGGGUCCUCGAGCAGAUCCUAUGUCUGCAGCAGCAGCAGCUCCAGCAAAUCCAGCUCACGGAGCAGAUCCGUGUGCAGGUGAACCUGUGGGCCUCCCACGCCCUCCACUCCAGCGGUGUGGCCGGAGCUGACUCCCUGAAGACGCUGGGCGGCCACGUGUCCCAGCAGGUUUCAGCGGCUGUGGCUCUGCUCAGCCAGAAGGCGGGGAGCCCAGCUUUGCCCCUGGACACCUUGAAGCCAGCCAAGCUACCUCACACCAGCAUCCCUUCUGCUGCCAGCUCCGUGUCCCCAGGGCUGACGCCCUUCGCCCUGAAGCCAGACGGGACCCGGGUGCUCCCCAACGUCCUGUCGCGUCUCCCGGGGGCGUUGCUACCUCAGGCCCCAGGCUCUGUGCUCUUCCAGAGCCCCUUCUCCGCGGUGGCGUUAGACCCGUCCAAGAAAGGGAAAGGGAAGCCACCGAGUGUCUCCCCGGUAGAUGUCAAACCCAAGGACGAGGUCCUCUACAAGCACAAGUGUAAGUACUGUAGCAAGGUUUUUGGGACUGAUAGCUCCUUGCAGAUCCACCUCCGCUCCCACACCGGAGAGAGACCCUUCGUGUGCUCUGUCUGCGGUCACCGCUUCACCACCAAGGGCAACCUCAAGGUGCACUUUCAUCGGCAUCCCCAGGUGAAGGCAAACCCGCAGCUGUUUGCCGAGUUCCACGACAAGAUGGCGGCAGGCAGUGGCCUUCCCUACGCGCUCUCUGGCCCUGUCCCCGUAGAUGAAUCCGGGCUCUCCUUAGACAACAAACCCGUCCUUGCGACGGGGAUCCCCAAUGUAGGGCUAUCUCAGAAUCUUUCUUCGGGGACUAACUCCAAGGACCUCAUGGGUGGCCCGUUGCCCAGCGACCUGCAGCCCGGGCCUUCUCCGGAAAGUGAGGAUGGAUGCAUCCUACCUGGGGUGGGGCCCAACCUUAACUCCCCGAGGGUUGGCGGCUUCCAAGGGAGUGGGACACCCGAGCCGGGGUCAGAGACCCUGAAAUUGCAGCAGCUGGUGGAGAACAUCGACAAGGCCACCACCGACCCCAACGAAUGUCUCAUAUGCCACCGUGUCUUAAGCUGCCAAAGUUCCCUCAAGAUGCAUUACCGUACCCACACCGGGGAGAGGCCGUUCCAGUGUAAGAUCUGUGGUCGAGCCUUCUCCACCAAAGGCAACCUGAAGACGCACCUCGGGGUGCACCGGACCAACACGUCCAUAAAGACGCAGCACUCGUGCCCCAUCUGCCAGAAGAAGUUUACCAACGCGGUCAUGCUGCAGCAGCAUAUUCGGAUGCACAUGGGCGGUCAGAUUCCCAACACGCCUCUGCCGGAGAAUCCCUGUGACUUUACGGGUCCCGAGCCGAUGAUGGUCGGUGAAAAUGGCAGUACAAGCGUUGUCUGUCAUGAUGAUGUCGAAAGCAUCGAUGUAGACGAAGUCUGCUCCCAGGAGGCUCUUGGCAGCUCCUCGAAGGUCCCCAUGCCCCUUCCCAGCAUCCACUCGGCAUCACCUACUCUAGGGCUGGCCUCGGUGGCUUCCCUAGAUGCCCAGGGGAAGACAGGUCUCACUGGUCUUGUCCUGCAGCGACAGAGCAGCCGAGAAAAUGGUUCCGUGGAGAGUGAUGGCUUGACCAACGACUCUUCCUCCUCGGUGAUGGGGGACCAGGAGUAUCCGAGCCAAAGUCCAGAUGUCCUGGAGACCACGUCCUUCCAGGCAGUCUCCCCAGCCAAUAGCCAAGCGGAGAGUGUCAAGUCCAAGUCUCCUGAUACCGGUGGCAAAGUGGACAGCUCCGAGAACAGCCGCACUGAGACGGAAGGUCGGAGCACUGGCCCACCGACAUUUAUCCGAGCCCAGCCAGCCUAUGUCAAAGUCGAAGUUCCUGGUGCGUUCGUUGGUCCCGCGACCGUGUCCCCAGGCGUGACACCUUUGCUCGCCAUCCAGCCCCGACGACAGGCCAAGCAGCACGGCUGCACGAGGUGCGGGAAGAACUUCUCAUCUGCCAGCGCGCUUCAGAUUCACGAGCGGACUCACACCGGGGAGAAGCCUUUCGUGUGUAACAUUUGCGGGCGAGCUUUUACCACCAAAGGCAACUUGAAGGUCCAUUAUAUGACGCACGGGGCCAACAAUAGCUCGGCACGCCGUGGCAGGAAGCUGGCCAUCGAGAACACCAUGGCUCUAUUAGGAACGGACGGAAAGAGGGUCCCCGAGAUAUUUCCCAAGGAAAUCCUGGCCCCUUCGGUGAACGUGGACCCUGUUGUGUGGAAUCAGUACGCCACCAUGCUCAAUGGUGGUCUGGCCAUGAAGACCAACGAAAUCUCUGUGAUCCAGAGUGGUGGCAUUCCCACCCUCCCGGUGUCGCUGGGGGCCAGCUCUGUGGUGAAUAACACCGCUACCUCCAAGAUGGAUGGCUCCCAGUCGGCCAUCAGUGCCGAGGUGGAGAAGCCAGGAGCUGCCGACAGCGUCCCCAAACACCAGUUCCCUCACUUCCUGGAGGAAAACAAGAUCGCCGUCAGCUAAGCUACAGGAGAACGCACGUCGAAGGAGUAGUGCCGUGACCUCUCUAGAACUGUCCCUUUUUUGUUUGUUUUUCUUAAAGACCCCAUCUCCUCCAGUUUUCUUCCUGAUGUGCAAAUAAUGUUUACAGUUGUGACCACAACCUCAGGCACAUCCUACAAUCACAAUGUUGCUAUGCUGCUUUGCAAAAACAAACAAACAAAAAAGAAAAAAUCAAAAAAAAAAUUCAUACUAAAACAAAUAUAGACUAGUAUUUUUUUUUUUAAUUUUGGAAAGAAGCGGGUCUUGCAAAGUAGUUUUGUUACUUGCAACAAAC